This is a messenger RNA of Cyphellophora europaea CBS 101466, 1620 nucleotides long. RefSeq lists its product as uncharacterized. Gene Ontology annotation, molecular function: carbohydrate:proton symporter activity. The record is from RefSeq and is a predicted model, not a curated record. Gene Ontology annotation, cellular component: membrane. The coding region runs from base 1 to 1620 and encodes 539 amino acids. Gene Ontology annotation, biological process: transmembrane transport; carbohydrate transport. Lineage: Eukaryota; Fungi; Ascomycota; Eurotiomycetes; Chaetothyriales; Cyphellophoraceae. The transcript is spliced from 8 exons.
AUGGGUUUCUUCAGUACGCAUGCGUCGGGGACGCUUGAUCCCCCAGAGGUCAGAAAUUGGCGAAUCCACCUUAUUGCCUUCGUCGCUUCGAUGUCUGCUCUUGCCAUGGGAUACGACACUGCCGUGAUCGGAGGAACCAUGGCUCUGGAUUCUUUUCGCCGGGAUUACGGCUUGGAUGAAGUAUCCCAGACGACUCGCGACACUACGCAAGGCAACAUUGUCUCGACCUUUCAGGCCGGGUGCUUUUUCGGCGCUCUUCUGACCUUCCCUAUCGCCGAGAAAUGGGGCCGCAAGAAGACCGUCAUGUUGGCCUCUCUUGUCUUCCUGCUCGGUGGUACCAUCAUGACAGCGGCCCGAGGCAAUAUGAACAUGAUUGUUGGUGGGCGUGCCGUCGCCGGCUUGGGCAUCGGUGCCUCUAGUUUGACAGUUCCGGUAUACAUCUCGGAGACAGCUCCGCCCUCAAUUCGAGGAAGACUGGUGGGAAUCUUCGAAAUUGCAUCACAGGGUGGUGGUAUGCUGGGCUUUUGGAUCAACUAUGCGACCGACCAGACCAUCAACGUGGAGAACCAGUCCCAGUGGAUCAUCCCGCUGGCCCUUCAACUGGCGCCCGGGGUGCUCCUCUUCGCUGGUAUGUGGUGGUGUCCGGAAUCUCCUCGAUGGCUUGCCAGAGGAGAUAAUUUUGACGGAGCAGAGAAGAUUCUGACCUACCUGCGAAUGUUGCCCUCGGACCAUCCCUAUAUUCGUCAGGAAUUGGGCGAAAUCCGUGCACAGGUCGAGCAACGCAGCACCCUCCGUAUGAGCAAGAAGGAGCAAGUCAAAAAGUUGUUCCAGAAGGGCACUCGCAAUAGGUUGGGCAUUGGCCUUGCACUCAUGUUCCUACAGAGCUUUACCGGCGUCAACAUCAUCACCUACUAUUCGCCCCGUAUCUUCGAGACUCUCGGCGUAUCUGGAACCUCAUUGAGGCUUUUCUCCACGGGAUUCUAUGGUAUUGCCAAAACAUUAGGCAUGUGCGCCUUCACUUUCAUCGUGGUAGAGAGAGUCGGUCGCCGAAAAGGUCUGAUCUGGGGUGCCGCUCUUGGGUGCAUCCCCAUCUGGUACAUCGGCGCCUAUUGCAAGAUUGUUGACCCAGCCGCCGCCGCCGCUGCCGGUGAAACCCAGCAGACUGGCUGGGGAUAUCUGGCCAUGGUCUGCGUAUAUGUCAACGCUUUCAUCAUAUGUGCCACCUGGCAAGGCAUCACUUGGACAUAUGCCAGUGAGAUCUUUCCGCUGGACAUCAGGAUGUUGUGCGUGGCUCUAACCACCGCGGAUACCUGGCUUGGAAGCUUCAUCAUUGCUCGUGCAACGCCUUACAUGAUCUCGGACCUUGCCUACGGAGCAUACUUCUUUUUCUCCGCGGUCCUCGUAUGCAUGGGCAUUUGGGCCUUUAUCUUCGUCCCAGAGACAAAAGGAAUUACGCUCGAGGAGAUGGACGCAUUGUUUAUGAAACCCAUGCACAAGGCUGUGUGGGCACAGCUUCGGGGUAGGCAGAUUUUGCCUGCUGAAAGGGCGAUGUCGCCGUCACUUGCUGACGAGAAGCUGGACAUCAAUGUCGAGCAGCUGGAGCGGCAGCGUACGCCGUGA